Molecule: messenger RNA, 951 nt
Organism: Polychytrium aggregatum
Lineage: Eukaryota; Fungi; Chytridiomycota; Chytridiomycetes; Polychytriales
Exons: 2
Coding region: 1-951 (316 amino acids)
Source: RefSeq, a predicted model, not a curated record
AUGACCAUCACCGAUCCGCACCCGCUCUCUCACAUUGACGCUUCGGUCUACAUUGACUCUAAGCCUCCUGCCGAAUUCAUGUGGGAUUCGUUCUUGCUGGCCAAGCCGUGCCUGGGGCCGAGGUCGUUUUCAAGGCCGCAGGGCAUGUCCACCAGACAGCAGAGCCUGUCGGCCUCGCAUACAGCUGCCCUGAGCGUCUCCCCGUCCAACGUUGCAACUGCAUCGAGCUCGCCCGGCUCGACGGCCGUCGAGUCUGGGUCCUUCCUGCUCCACCAAGUCCAGGCUGGCGACACACUCGAAGGCAUCUGCAUUGCAUACCAUGUCCAGGCAGAGUCUGUUAAGCGUCUGAACCAGCUCUGGACCAACGACAGCAUCCAUCUGCGCCCAACCCUGCGGAUCCCGUAUAUCCCGGUGCCGGCUGUAACCGAGCCCGCAUUCGAGUUUCCGAGAUUGAGCCACAGCAUCCGCAGCCGUUCCUUACCAUCGAAGCAGAGCAGUGACUUUGGGUCUCGGGCAUCUUCGUCCUCCUUUGCCGAUGACGACGAUGACGACGACGGUGGCGCUCGAGACAAUGCCGGCGGGUCUGCAAAGGUCUCCCGCGAGAGCAUCCCAACCCACACCCACACCCAAACCCACACCCGUUGCGACGGCCGGCCCGACGGCGACGGUGUUGCCGCCAACCAGGAACCUGAGCCCGCUCCUCCGCUGCUCAAGUUUAUGGACACACUCCGGAUCGAGAGAACCCUUGCCAGUUUUGGCGACCAGGUCAAGGGAUGGUCUCGCAGGCCCAGGUCCAGCCAACCCUUCCGAAGGAACCCGGCUGGCCCCGCAUCGAGUGACGAACAAGAUGAUGGCGAAUGGGUCCGCAUGGUCCGCAUGGAUUCCCGCCACGAUCACGAUUGCGAUCCGUGUGAUGCCAACGGUGUUGCUUCCGACGCACAUACCCUUUGA